GUCCACUUCCGGGACCGGGUCCUCGCUUCCGCCUCUCUGCAGGGCUGCCGGUCAGAAGCAGCCCCCCGUCAUGGGGUGUGGAGUCCUGCUUCCCCACCAGGCCCUCCAACUUCUCUGCUCCCCUGUAUGGUUUAUUUAAUUGUGGAUAUCUCUGCCAGCACAGAAGAGCUGUCUCACUGGGAAGGUAGAGACAAGGCCUGCUCCCUCCUCCUUUCCUCUGCGGCGCGUGCUCCAGAACUGCGCCCUCACCGAUGCAAUGGAUCUGGUUGGGUUUGGUUACGCAGCCGUGGUGAUCUUGGAGAGCAUUUGGAGUUACAGGCGGAAAGGCGGGAUUGUGUUUCUGCUUGCGGGUCUUGUUUUGGGGCUCUUGUCUGCCUACGGCGCUUACCGCAUCUCCAGUGACCAGCGAGACGUGAAGCCGUCGCUGUAUGCGGCUUUUUUCCUGGCCACUUUGAUGGGUACGAGAUUCAAGAGGUCCAAGAAGGUAAAGCCAGCUGGACUGAUUGCAGGUUUAAGCUUCUUGAUGAUCCUGAGACUUGUCCUCCUGCUGUUGUGACCCGCCCGAGGGCUGAGGGCCGAGGACCGUGUCCCUGUCAGCCUCCCGCAAUGGACAGAGCAUAUUCUUCAAAGAUGCGUGCGUGUACCGGGCGCUGGUGGGGCACGCCUGUAAUCCCGGUACUCAGGAGG
Messenger RNA from Perognathus longimembris pacificus (Pacific pocket mouse), 687 nucleotides. It is a transcript of the gene Tmem14a, whose product is annotated as transmembrane protein 14A. The transcript is spliced from 6 exons. Gene Ontology annotation, biological process: regulation of heme biosynthetic process. Bases 257 to 556 code for a protein of 99 amino acids. Gene Ontology annotation, cellular component: mitochondrial membrane. Lineage: Eukaryota; Metazoa; Chordata; Mammalia; Rodentia; Heteromyidae. The record is from RefSeq and is a predicted model, not a curated record.